This is a messenger RNA of Ipomoea triloba (trilobed morning glory), 1906 nucleotides long. RefSeq lists its product as uncharacterized. NCBI's taxonomy places the organism in Eukaryota, Viridiplantae, Streptophyta, Magnoliopsida, Solanales, Convolvulaceae. The record is from RefSeq and is a predicted model, not a curated record. The transcript has 6 exons. Bases 571 to 1440 code for a protein of 289 amino acids.
AAAACAGACCAAGCCGGAAACGUCCGCGAAAACACAGUGAACAAUCACGAUCGAACGCAGAGGCAGAGCCGCCCGUCGCUGGAGCGCCGUGCUACCGCUAUCGCCGACCGCCGAGCAGCGCCGCUACCAUCGCCGGCAGCCGCCGACGCCCCUCUUGCCGCUGACGCCCCUCCUGCCCUCGACGCACAGGCCGCCGUAGAAUCGGCAGAUCGGGGCCGUUGGACGCCACAUCGCCGCUGGGCUGAUCCGCCGGUCGAAUGAAGAAGUCGGCCGAUGGCCGGUGAAGGGGGGGACGGUGGAACACGAAUCGAAGGAGUGUACACAAAGAAAACGGUAGGCGAUUAUGUUGAUAAGUGUUAAGAUUUGAUAAAAGACCAUGUUUGGCCCACUGUUGCUGCUGGCACAACAUUUGAGUUGAAUUUUACUGUUCAAAUUAAUAAUGAAGUAGGUAACAGGUGGCAUGUUAAGGGGGAACUACCUAAUCAAUCACCCUGUACUGUCUGGAGGCUGUGCAAUGAAGAGGCUAAUCAUGAUUUGAUUUCUAAAUGCUACAGGGAAGGUCACUGUUCAAUGGUAAAAAUAUAUGGUAUGACUAAUCCAAAUGAACAGGGAUUUUUCCUGAUAGUUUCGGAGCCUAUUAAGCACGACAUGAGGACUUAUUUUUCUUUGGCAAAUAGAGCUAUACUUGCGUUGAAUGACGAGUCUCGAUUUCUACGUCCUUUUAGGUCGUUGUUAGACAGGAUCAAUGCCCUACUUCAUAUUAAUGAUGAUUUUGUAUUGAGGCCUAUAGAUGUGUUAAUGAUUGAAACGUCUGGAGGUAGUUUUGAAUUUAAGAUUGGGUUUAUAUCACCCAACCCUCAAAUUGGUCCAAACUUAUCUUCCAUGGAGUAUGCUUCACAAAUUGUCCGUGGGUGGAUUAAUAUUCCUACUAAUAGACUCUCAAACGACAUGAAAUUACUACUUGCUGUGAUGGGAAAUUAUAACCCAGCAUGCAAAUACAAUUUAAAAAUGCUUUGUAGGUCACCGGUGUUUUAUGUUAAUAAAAAGGAGGCCCUGAUUGACUUUGUUAUAAAGCUUCAUCGGGUUAUGAUUAAUCAAAGUUCAAGUAUCAAUACUGCUGUUCACAAGAAAUUGGUACAAGCAUUUCAAAUUAUGAAUAUUCGUAAUAUUUUUAGCACAUCUUGUAAGUGGUAUAGCAUAGGACAUGCUAGUGCUGAGAUCCGGGAUUGCAUAAAUGCUAAACCAAGUUCAGUAGUCAACAGAGUGACGCACAUGGUCCGAGGGAUAAGAAACAUAGUGGUCCACAUUUUCCCGCAUGCAAAAGAUUGUUUAGAUUAUGCUGUGGUUUAUGAUGGUAUCGAACAGAUGAGCCCGGGCUGCUGGGCUGCCCUUCAUUUUGCAGCCCUGGAAAUAUUGCCACAUGAGUUUACUGAAGAUUAGUUGUAUUUUCCAGUUUUGCUCCUCCUCCUCCUGCGUUGCUGAGCUUGCAGUGAAGCCGGAGGGCCUAUCUGACUGCUGGUUCCUCUACUCUAUUUUCUUUUCCUCUUCACCAAGUUGGAAAUUACAAAGCUGGUCUCUGGCAUGUUAUAUUCCGGCUACAUGUUGAUUCAGUCAUAUGCCUUGUUCAUUUUAACCAAACGGGACAAUUGGCUUUUAUGCUUCUGGUUUGUACUCAAUUACUAGUGAUGAAGUUGAUUGAUAAGCAUUUUCUUGUCUUAGGAUUUGUCUGAUCUUGGUUAUGAAUAUUUUAGAUUCCAUUUCUUUAACUACUGCCUUUAAACUUAAAAGGAUACUUUUUUAGCUUCUGUUGAUACUCAACAUUUUGAUAAAUGUCCAGUUUAAGAUUCAGACUAGAUGGAUGUCUUGUAAGAAGAGUAUUGAAGGAAAAAUUUUGGAUUUCUGACCA